GUGCGUUGUUCACACAAACACAGUAAAUCGCGCUCGCUCCAGAAUUAAACAGUAAACUGAUAACUGCUGAGUUUAUCUGGAUAUCUGUGAGACGGUGACGUCACACGGCGGUUGAACCUCGUGUUGGAGCUCGGCUCGCGGUGGCGCUGAUGAAGGUGUGUUGGUUCGCUCCGAGGAAAGAUGGCGGCGAGCGGAUCGUGAUCAGAUUAACAUCGCGCUGCUCUUAAAUCUCCGCUUCUCCGUGUUUAACGGCGUGAGUUCGGUUCGUGACCUCGUGUGUGUGUCGUGAUCUGCGAGGGAUGUCGGACUCUGAGGAGGAGAUCCAGGAGCGGCAGCUGAAGAUCGUGCUGCUGGGAGACGGAGCGUCCGGGAAGACUUCUCUGGCCAUCCGCUUUGCACAAGAGGCUUUUGGGAAACAGUAUAAACAAACGAUAGGACUGGACUUCUUCCUCAAGAGAAUCACCCUGCCAGGAAACCUGAACGUGACGCUGCAGGUGUGGGACAUCGGAGGACAGACUAUUGGAGGAAAGAUGCUCGACAAGUACAUCUACGGAGCGCAGGGCGUGCUCCUGGUCUAUGACAUCACUAAUUCUCAGAGCUUUGAGAAUCUUGAAGAUUGGCUGAACAUGGUGAGAAAAGCCAACGAAGAGUCUGACACACAGCCGGCGAUAUCACUGAUCGGGAACAAGAUUGAUCUGGAGCACAUGCGGACAGUGAAGAUGGAGAAACAUCAGCGAUUCUGUCAGGAAAAUGGACUCAUCAGUCAGUUUGUGUCUGCAAAGACGGGAGACUCUGUGUUUCUGUGUUUCCAGAGGCUGGCGGCUGAGAUUUUAGGCAUAAAGCUGAAUAAGGCUGAGAUGGAGCAGUCACAGCACGUGGUUAAAGCAGACAUCGUGAACUACAGUCAGGAGUCUGUGGCUCGAACCGUCAACCCUCCGCGCAGCUCCAUGUGUCUCAUACAGUGAUCAUCGUCUGUCUCGCUCGCGUCCCACAGUGUCUGAUGCAGACGGACUCUGAACUCAUGGACACACAUUCUGCUUCACACUGUCCUCCCUCGUUCAUUUGCCAAGUAGACAUGCUGUGUUAUGUACAGUCUUUAAUGUGUGCAAGUACAAGAGCUUCACCUAGUAAGCCUCUGCUCGAGACAGACGGAUGACGGAUCAUUACAGAGAGGAGCGGUGCGUGGAAAUGCUGCUGGAGUUCAUUUAGCUGAGAACGAGCCGAGAUCUCACAUCUGCGGAAGAAUUCGCUCACAGUGUGUGUGUGUGUGUGUGUGUGUGUUAGGAGAGAAAGUACACGAUCAGUCUAAUGUUCUUGAACAGUUAGAUUUUUUUUUUUAAGAAUACUCUUCUGCUCACCAAGGCUGCAUUUAUUUGAUCCAAAGUACA
Messenger RNA from Carassius carassius (crucian carp), 1388 nucleotides. RefSeq names its product RAB28, member RAS oncogene family (gene rab28). NCBI's taxonomy places the organism in Eukaryota, Metazoa, Chordata, Actinopteri, Cypriniformes, Cyprinidae. Gene Ontology annotation, molecular function: GTP binding; GTPase activity. The transcript is spliced from 7 exons. The record is from RefSeq and is a predicted model, not a curated record. Bases 300 to 965 code for a protein of 221 amino acids. Gene Ontology annotation, cellular component: Golgi apparatus; endosome.